CACAGCAGCAGCGGCAGCGCGGCUGCUGACCCAGGAGCUGCGAGGGUGCCAGCCCAUGGCAGAGCCUGCCCUUCUCCUCGCAGCCCAGAUGGAGAGGCUGGCCCCGGUGUCCCUGGCCUCACCGUGUCCCCGGAUCCCACGGGCCCGCAUCGUCCGGCAGCCGGGGCGCUGUGCCCGGCGCUGGACUGACUUGGGCUGCAGCUCUGGCCCCUCCUCAGGCCCAAUGAGUCAGCUUCCCCAGAAGGAUCCCCCGCGAGCACACCCUGCCAAAUGCUCCCAUUCCCAGCUGUCCUCGGCGGAGAGCUUGUCCAUGGAUGGCUUUUGGAUGGAGGUGGAGCAGAUCCAACAGAGGGAUGAGCGGAAAGCAGAGGAUGGCAGUGGGAGUGAAGGGCGGCUACCAGAAGAAGGAGAAAUCGAAUCCCAGUGGCUACAGGACACAGGCCUGUCAGGCCUCCUUGGUGGCCUGGGCUUGGACAGUCAUCCCCGGAGGCUCCUGUCCACACUUACACGGACCCAGGUGGCUGCUGUGUGCCGCCGGCUGGAAAUCUACAACUGCUCGGCCCGAAGACGCCACAAGGCACCUGUCAGAGAUGUCAGGGACAUCUUUGGAGGCUUCAGUUCAGGGGAAAUGUCUUCAGAGAAUGGGGACUCGGGUAUGAAAUGGACCCAGCUCAGUUCCGGGACUCCUAAGUCUCCUUCAGCAGCAAAGCCUGAGGGGCUGCAGGCACAGGCUGGGAGGGAGGAAGUCUUCCACAUGGACUCUGCCUACUCGGAACAAGCUGUGCUGCUCCUGCAGAGGGGCGGGCCGCCCCUGAGAAGCACCUGUACCUGGAGCCAGGGUUCCCUGCCGAAGUUUAGGAUCCCCAAAGGCAGACUUGGCUUGACCAGGACAGGAGACUUGUCCUUGGAAGACAUGAAAAAGAUCCAUGCUUUGGCCCUCAUCGAGUUCACUGCACUCUGUGACGUCCUCGGCUUGGACCUGAAAAGGAGCAAGGCAGGGAAGCGGAAGGCAACAGAAACUCGCCUUUUCGGCGUGUCCCUCGAAGCCCUGCUGGAAGCGGACCGUAAAGCGCUCCCCAGUACCCAGGUCCCGCUGGUCCUUCAAGCUCUGUUGUCCUGUUUGGAAAAGAGAGGACUAGACACGGAAGGCAUUCUCAGGGUACCUGGAUCCCAGGCCAGGGUCAAGGGACUGGAACAAAAGCUGGAGAGAGAUUUCUACACUGGCCUGUUUAGCUGGGAAGAGGUCCGCCACAACGAUGCAUCCGAUUUGCUCAAAAGGUUCAUCCGGGAGCUGCCGACACCCCUGCUCACUGCGGAGUACCUUCCGGCCUUCGCUGUGGUGCCCAACAUCCCCCACCUGAAGCAGCGCCUGCAGGCUCUCCACCUGCUGAUCCUGAUGCUGCCGGAACCCAACCGAAAUGCCCUGAAGGCACUCCUGGAAUUCCUCAGGAAAGUGGUGGCCCGGGAGCAGAGCAACAAGAUGACUCUGUGGAAUGUUUCCACAGUGAUGGCCCCUAAUCUCUUCCUGCACCGAGGGCAGCCCCCCAAACUCCCCAAGGGCAAGGAGAAGCAGCUGGCAGAGGGGGCAGCUGAGGUGGUGCAGAUGAUGGUGCAUUACCAGGACCUGCUUUGGACGGUCGCCUCUUUCUUGGUCGCCCAGGUGCGAAAAGUGAACGACAGCAGUAGCCGGCGCCCCCAGCUCUGCGAUGGAGGCCUCAAGACCUGGCUGCGAAGAAUACACGCGGACAGGGGCAAGGCAGGGGAUCGCCCCGAGGCGACUCCCAAAGUGGCAAAGAUCCAGGUGGCCUGGCCUAUCAAAGAUCCCCUGGAGGUGCCCCUGAGCCCCAGCACCAAAGUAGCCCAUGUCCUCAGGCAGUUCACAGAGUGCCUCAGCCCUGGUUUCCAGGGUCAAGAGGGCAGUGAGGACAAGGAGAGCCUCCUCCCACGCAGGUCCGUGAAGUCAGCCAACACCGUCCUCUACGAAAUUGGAGGGAAUAUCAGUGAGCAUCGCCUGGACCCAGAUACCUACCUCUUAGAUCUGUACCGCGCCAAUCCCCUUGGCCAGUGGGUCAUUAAACAGCCCCACCUAAGCCCCGGACUCUAAGGAGCAGCCCUGGAUGCCACACCUCCGCCCCCUACAGGCUCUGGGCUCUGUGCCGGUGCGCCAGCGAGGGAGCGCAGCUGCCUAAGGAGAAGGCCUAGCUCUUCCUCUAAGGCGUCUUCUCCUCUGAAAUGCCUCUCAGGUCCGGAGAAGGCUCGCAGCUGGGGCCGUCUCCUUCCUGCGGAGCCCUCACCCUGUGUAGUCCCGACCAUCAUG
Molecule: messenger RNA, 2317 nt
Organism: Rhinolophus ferrumequinum (greater horseshoe bat)
Lineage: Eukaryota; Metazoa; Chordata; Mammalia; Chiroptera; Rhinolophidae
Gene: ARHGAP40
Product: Rho GTPase activating protein 40
Exons: 15
Coding region: 56-2104 (682 amino acids)
Biological process (GO): signal transduction; regulation of small GTPase mediated signal transduction; regulation of actin filament polymerization
Cellular component (GO): cytoplasm
Molecular function (GO): GTPase activator activity
Source: RefSeq, a predicted model, not a curated record